This is a messenger RNA of Penicillium samsonianum, 282 nucleotides long. RefSeq lists its product as uncharacterized. Lineage: Eukaryota; Fungi; Ascomycota; Eurotiomycetes; Eurotiales; Aspergillaceae. Bases 1 to 282 code for a protein of 93 amino acids. The record is from RefSeq and is a predicted model, not a curated record. The transcript is spliced from 3 exons.
AUGGAGAUGAAGCUCGAAGAGGAGCUUGCGGCUGCUGACCACGUGGUUUUCGAGCUCUUCGUCGAUGAGACUGACUGCCGUGCCGCCCCAGUCUGCACCAAGUACGGUUCCCAACAGACCAAAAUCGGUGCAGCUUCUAUUUGCGGCCCCACUUUAGAUCCAGCAAACACUGUGCGGAUUGCACAGAAAAAGAACAAGAUUCGUGCGGUAUACAUCAUGAACGAUAUUCUCAGUAGUGGUGUGAGGGUCGACCACACCGCCUCAUGCUGGACACACUCAUGA